Messenger RNA from Chlamydomonas reinhardtii, 2467 nucleotides. RefSeq lists its product as uncharacterized. The coding region runs from base 755 to 946 and encodes 63 amino acids. NCBI's taxonomy places the organism in Eukaryota, Viridiplantae, Chlorophyta, Chlorophyceae, Chlamydomonadales, Chlamydomonadaceae. The transcript is spliced from 4 exons. The record is from RefSeq and is a predicted model, not a curated record.
GCCAUGAACGCAGCCAAACCGCAUCGCCAAUUCCCACACGUUGCCUCACCUGCGGACAGCAGCUUCAAAGAAACAGACGGCUGGCUGCUACUAGCUCACGCGGGAAAACGAUUGAAGCUUAGCCACGAAGACAAAGCUGUUUGGCAAGCCGAGAACCACGAUCCAUGAAACCGCACCCAUCUCCCCACCCCCGCACCACGGGCAUCCACCUCGGCACCUCCCCAAGCCUAUAGCCGCCGCCUCCUUCAAAUCUGAAUGGCCCCUUCCAGGCGGUCGCCACGCUUUGCCAGUCCUUGUCACCCCCCCCCCCACUUUUCCACCGUCUCACUAUGGCCAACAGCACUUGCGGUCAUCAACGUCAUCUUUGUGGAUGUAGACUUUGUCGUCCUGACAUUGAGCGCAGACGGGCUGGAUUAACGUAACCGUCAGCUCCCUUCAACCUUCGGCCUAAGGCUUUGCCACCACCCUGCAGUGCCGCACCAGCGCCUUCCGUUUGCCUCUUGUAGUAGGAGUCGCCACAGCCAUAACCAUCAGCCUGCGACAGUUCGCGUGUUUACAGCGUUGCAGGCUCGAUUAGCACCACAUGACGACUGCUUGCAACGCCCUACAGUGCCACUUCCGUUGCCAUGAGCUGAGGCAGGGACGUGCACUUUGGUGGGUGCUGGUCUCGCAGCCGUGUUGCAUGGGCCCGCACACCUUGUGCCUUCCAUGUAAAGGCGUUCGAUGCGUUGAGGCGGUACAACCGGGUAUUGCAAUGGGACGUGACGUCAACUCCGCAACCAACAUCCGGCACGCGCUGGUGGAGAUGCUGCUGGGGCACAAGCGACCUGCAUCGCUGCAGACUGGCGGCGGCGGCGGCGGUGGCAGCGGUGGCGGCGGCGGCGGCGGUGGAAGCGGUGGAAGCGGCGCAAGCGCGCAGGCUGAGGAGCCGGCUGGCGGUGUCUAGGUAGCGGUCUGCGGUGGGGCUGGCAGGGCAUGCGUAGCGGCAUGACAAGCAGUGCGGCUGGUGACAACUGUGCUGCGUCGUCUGGCUGCGGUUGGCUCUGCUGUGGCAUCGCGAUUGCUAGGCACAUGGUUUGGCUAAGUGCCUGUGGAAACCGACCCCGGCUAUGUCCGGGCGAUGAGGUUGUUCGGCCUCAGACUGUGGAGGGGCUCAGCCCCUUUUCCCGUGACCGGGGAACACUUGUCACUCAUACCGUUUGCCUUUCCCUUUUCCGCAUUCCACUGUCCCGCCCUUUGAUCUGAGCCACCUUUUGGGCUGAGCCCCCUGAGCGAAGCGAUCCAGGGGGGGAAGCCCUGUAGGAUGGGCCCCUGUCCGUGCGUGCGUGCGUGCACCCCUGCGUGCGUGCGUCUGGUCCAAACCGUCCCGCCCUGGCGCUGGUCUCCUUCUUGGCGCCCGGGCUCCGUUGGUGUCUUGUAGGUGGGUAUUAUGCCUGUGACUGGUCGCAUUGCAACUUUGCAAGUAAGAGCGUGCACCAGCACCAGGACGCGUGUGGCGGCUCUAUUGGCAUCAAUGCUGUGUCGGUAUGUAGCGCGCAAGGUUGACAGUAUAGUUAUGCCGCGCCCCGUUUCAGAAGGGUGAUAGAGAAACCCGGAGAAACAUCCAUGGAACAUGGGCGUGUCCGAGUUGCGGGCGGCGUGGACGCUGCGACUUCGUCAGCCGUAAGCACGCCAUGGUGCGAUGCCCAGCCAAGCAGCUGCAGGAAUGGAGUGCGCUGUGGCACGCGGAAUUGCUGCAGGGCAUUGUCGCGCGCCAGGCUGUCGCAGUAGCCGCGCAAGCCUGCAGCGCGCGAGUCACCCAAGGCCCGCAUCAUGCCCCCGCAACAUCGAGAUGCCCGUUCUGGUGAGGGGGGGGAUAAUGGGGUUAGGUUUCGGCCAGGUUUGGGAUGGCAGGUUUUGGGCAGGGUUGGGUCAGGCUUGGGUCAGCAACAGGUCAGGUCAGGUCAGGUUUUGGGCAGGUUUGGGUCAGGUUUGGGUCAGGUUUGGGUCAGGUUUGGGAUGGCAGGUUUGGGAUGGCAGGUUUUGGGCAGGGCUUCACUGCGGUGGCUGCUGAGCCGGCAAGCGUGUGUGUUGGUGGCUGUGGGCCAUGCGUGCUAGACAGGUGGUGCGGAAUAGCGCGGCAGCUGUGGAGAAUUCUUCGCUCCUGCGCCUGUCUACUGAUGGGGGGACGUGGCUGUUGCAGGUGCUAACGUAGAUGGCUUCGGCAGCUUGAGUUGCGCUAGGAUGCGUGAGUUGGAUGUCUAGGACGUGGACAUGGCUGUGACGUGCACCAUCGUUGGUGCGCGUGCACCGAGCCCGAUGAUGGCCCCAGGCCUGAGGGACAAGCGUGAUGCUAGUAGUACCCGGCGGGGGCGGGGCAAAACCCCAAACCCAACGGGAGAGACAACGGGAGAGACAGCCGACUGUGCAAAGACUGUGCAAAGACGACUCCCAGCCCGUUUCAGAAGGGGAUAGAAACAUCCAUGGA